CAUAACCUGGUUGCAAGUGCUCCCAACAUGCUACCUGGAUAAAACCUUUUACAAGUCCAACACAGAGGGACCAGCAGUCGAGAUGUCGCAGUUGUCAGCUGAAGAUGAAGCCGAGUUGCAAUCCCUGCUCAAGCAGCUUCUGAGAAGCAUCAACGACAGGAUCACUGGUGCUCCGUCAACCGAGUGUGCCGAAGAGAUCCUCUUCCACCUGGAGGAGACUGACAAGAACUUCCACAAUUACGAGUUUGUCAAGUAUCUCCGUCAGUAUGUGGAGAGUUCAUUGGGGACUGUGGUGGAGGAGGAGACCAAGAACUUCACCAGAGGAGAUGGACAACAUGCUGUCGGCUCAGGUCACGACACCCUGAUCCAUGCCGUCACCCAAAGGACCCGGGACUCAGCUGAGUACCAGCAGAUGACGCAGACCUUGAAAAACACCAUGAUCACGGUGGUGGAGUCUUUAAUCAACAAAUUUGAGGAAGACCAGAUGAGAAAGGAAGAGAUGAACAGUCAGUCCAACAGCCAGAACACUGACAACUGCUCUGACAGCGACUCCUCCUUCAAUCAGAGUUAUGCGUUCAUCAGACAAGAGCAGCUGCAAGCUUUGGCUGAACAACUGGACUCCAGCAGGCCCAAAGAGGUGCGGUGGGAGGCUCUUCAGGCUCUCUGCUCCGCCAAUCCGUCUGAUGUGCUGAGCUGUGAGAGCUGGAGCAGCCUGCGCAGGAAUCUCUCUGCAGCUCUGACUGACCCCGACCUCAGCGAUGAUGUACUGCAGUUCUUUGCUAAAAGCUUCUCCUCCUCUCCGCUGAAUCUGACGCGAGAGAUUUACACCAGCUUGGCUAAAUGUGUGGAGUCAAGUUUUGUGUCUCAAAAGUUGAGCUUUCCAACUGGCUCAGCCACCAUCGACAUCAACAGACCUGAGAUCAGUCGUCUCCUUAAACAGAUUCGAUUGAUGAAUGACUUUCAAAAAGAUGUGACAACGUUUUGGAUCCGCCAUCCUGAGAAAUAUAUGGAGGAAGUUAUAGAGAGCACCCUCUACCUGCUGUCCUCCCAUCACGACCAUGGUUCAGCCUCAGCUGGGACAGAGAAAGCCCUGGAACCCAUUCAUCUCCUGGCCUUACUGGAUAUUAAAGCAACCUGGUUUAAAAAGUGGAUGCACGGAUGCUACAGCAGGACUGUGGUUCUCAGACUGCUUGAGAGAAAGCACAAGUCUCUGAUGGUGGCAGCCCUUCAGCAGUGUAUCCACUACAGUGAGUCCUGUGAACGUUCCACACACGAGACGACUGAUCCCCAGUCAGCAGAGCAGCAGAGCACCGAUUCAGUCCAGAGGAGUGUUUACACAGGACAAGAGCUUGAAUAUGCCUUCUUUGUCCACUCGCUGUGCAUCCUGGGUAAACUCCUCAUCUACACCAACGGCAGGAAGCUCUUCCCCGUCAGAGUGAGGAAGUGCAAAGAUCCAGUCAGCCUGACGGACCUGGUAGUCAUCCUGAUUAAAAUCAUGUACCAACAGCCCGAAACGCCGCACAGCGACGCCUCACACACAGACUGCCUGUCCCCCAGCUGUCUGUCGAUGGAGGUGCUGUGGAUGCUGUGUGAGAGGACCGAGUGUGCUGCAGAGUGUCUCUACCAGGCCCCCGUGAUCGAGACCCUGCUGGCUCCUGUGAUAGCUCUGCUCAAUGGACAGCAGGUCAGAUUAAAAUCUCCCGCAGCAGCACUGACGCUCAUCGCUGACGUUCUGGCUCGCAUCGCAAACACCGACAGAGGAUUAGCUCUCUUCUUAUAUGAGACGAAUGUAGUCGUAGCCCACACUGAGAGAACCUUUCCUGCUCAUGUCAUUGUACAGUUCACUCUCAGGCUGCUGGAGAAGGAGCUGUCCUCCCCGGGUGAACCCGACGGAUCCCAAACAUCAUGCGGAGCCUUUAUCUUCGUCUGCAGGCAGAUGUACAACACCUGUGAGGGUUUGCAGGUCCUCCGACCCUACGGCCUGCACAAGGCUGUAGCUGCUGCGUGGAAAAAGACCAGUUCCUUGUCAGAAAGGGUUCCAACUCCGGUACCUGGAGCCACCGCUGGAACCUCCACCCGGAACCUGCAGAACAUGCUCAUCUGGGAGGAGACGCUGUUGGACAGCCUGCUGAACUUUGCUGUGACUCCCAAAGGCCUGCUGCUGCUCCAGCAGACCGGAGCCCUCAACGAAUGUGUCUCCUACAUGUUCUCUCGCUUCACAAAAAAACUGCAGGUGAGCCGCUGUGAGAAGUUUGGAUACGGGCUGAUGGUGACGCAGGUGGCAGCCACGGCUCCAGGGGUGGCAGCUUUGCACAAAUCAGGUUUUGUCCAGGCACUGGUAGUCGAGCUGUGGUCUGUUCUCGAGUGCGGCAGUGAAGACGUCGGGGUGGUCCGACCCACGCCCACACCCAUGGACCCCAUAGACAGGAGCUGCCUCAAGUCCUUCCUGUCAUUUGUCAACCUGCUCUCCUCUUCCCAAUCGGUGUGGGAGCUCGUGGGCAGGCGGCCUCUAGCCAACAAGCCUGAAUACACCCUGAGAGAGACGCCAACCUCCGUUCCUGAUCUGAUUGACAGACUGAUUGCUGUGAAUUCAGAUGCAAAGAUUCAUUCCCUGUUCCACUAUGAGCAGUCUCACACAUUCGGCCUAAGACUGCUCAGCGUCCUCUGCUGUAACCUGGACUCCUUUCUGCUGCUGGAGAGCCAGUACAACCUCUGCUCCAUGCUGCUGAAGAGCCAGAGGGAGAACGUUACGGAGAUGGACUCAGACGAAGGGAAGUUAAUCAUCGACAACUUAUCGGUGGAGAGGAAUCACGUGCUGGUCCGCGUGAGUUUGGUUGGAGGACCGUCUGAGAGGAAGCUCCCGCCUCGAGCACUGCAAGAGGGAGAAGAGCCUUACCCCUGGCCCAUGUUUUCCAGCUAUCCUCUACCCCACUGCUACACUUUGGACCCGCCAAAGAUCCACCAUAACUCACAGGACCCUGAAGUCAGUACCUUUCUGCCAUUAUCUAAAGACUUCGAGAAUAAGGACAGCUGGAUGGAGAUCUGCCGGAAACAGUACCUCAAAGCCAUGACCUCCAAACCCAACAUCUUAACUGGAAAGGUGCUGGCUGACCUUCUGGAGAAAGCUGCGGCCCAUCUAUCCAACUCUUCCUCAGAGUGCUUCUUCGCUCGGUGCAAAGCGGAUGAGAAGAGUGUUAAGAGUGCUGUACUAUCAUCUGUGGAGCAGCUGGGAAUCAACACCUGUCUCAGGUACGGCAGCUACCUCAAGCUGCUGACUGAAGACGCUGUGAGGGAGCUGCCUCUGCUCAUGCAGCACAUGAAGAUCGUCUUGUCCACACAGAGAGUCAACACUGCUUCAGAGCUCCUUACUCAGCAGAACGGUUACCCCGGCUACGACUGGCUGACCUCCACAGUGUUCCUGAUCAUGGCUGGAGACAUGGACCGGUCUCUGGGUUUGCUACUGAACCUGACCCCUCUGCUGACCUCUGCAUUCAUCUGGCCAGCGAGGAUACAUGCCUCUGUCCAUUUUCCUGUGGAAGUAGCUGAAUCAGGAAUCCCUCCGGUCUACUGGUGUACAGCUCACUAUGUGGAGAUGCUGCUGAAAGCGGAGGUUCCUCUGGUCCACUCUGUCUUCAAGAUGUCGGGUUUCACCCCGUCACAGAUGUGCCUCCACUGGUUGACUCAGUGUUUCUGGAACUACCUGGACUGGACAGAAAUCUGCCACUACCUUUCCACCUGUGUGGUGAUGGGUCCGGACUACCAGGUGUACAUGUGCGUGUCCAUAUUCAAACAUCUGCAGCCAGAAAUCCUUCAGCUCACUCAGUCCCAGGAGCUGCAGGUUUUCCUCAAGGAGGAUCCAAUCCAGGGUUUCAAAGUCGGCGACUAUCUGGCGUUCAUGGAGGAGCUGGAGCGCAGCUACAGACACAUCGUGCUCACUGACAUGAAAACUGUCCGUAACCCUGUCGAGUGAGGACAUGUUGUUGACAGAUGAAUUGUUAUUAUUGGCGACUUGACUUUGACUGUACAUUGAAUUCAUUACAGUUUGGAUCAGAUAAAGUACGUAGUCGUAUUUAUCUUCUGGUAUAACGCAGCAAUGUUCUUUCCCACUUGAGAAACAUCUCAGCAUCACACUUCUGGAAGCCGGAAGAUGUUCAGCUUGUGAUGAUAUUGAGGAAAAAUCCACAUAUGAAUAUGCUUCAUCAAGUUAAAAAUAAGCAUACAUAUAUAUAUAUAUAUAGUGAAUUAUUCUUAUUAAAGGUAGGGAUUAUACGAUGUUUAUGCAUAUAUAUAUAGAAUAUAUAUUAUGUAUAAAUAUUCUAUAUAUAAAUAUAUAAAACCUUAUGAUCCUUACCUGAUUUUAAUGAUUGAAUAUCCUUGAUGGGACCCCCAUGCUGAUCCUUUAAUGGAGUGCAGGUGGAAAAGGCAUCAUUUCUUGCUACAAAUCCAAAUAUCAUCCAACUAUCAUAAUUCUCCUGCAUGUUGUUCCUGUUCAAAUCUGUGCUGAGUGGACAUGUUAGUGGACAUUUAUGAACAGCUGCUGUUUGAAAGAUCUCAAAACAAUCACAUUUAGAAAUUGUUAGAAUCUGUAUUUAUCUUUUCCUACAAUGUAAAUAAAUAUCAGCCUUUUUUUAAUGUGUUUUACAAAAUGCUCUUGAUAGGAUUAAAUAAUAAAAUGUUCUCCAGACAAAUAGCCUUAUAACUCAUCUGUUGCCAUGGCCGUCUCAUGGCUAUGACACACAUCAUUAAUGCCAGGACACGCAACAACGCCGCUCUGGUGUUUGUAUACUUCUGCAGGUCUCUGUAUGAAAGAUGCAUGAAGAAGGUUUUAUCAUUGUGAUAAACCCUCAUUAGUAACCACAGCCUUUCCCCCCGCUCUCCCUGCACAGCCGUCCUGUCGUCCCUGUUCACACACACUGAGACCUGCAUGAUAAACGAGUCCAGCACAUCCAUCCAUCUCUCUCCCACAACAACGGUGUGUACCGGGUAAAUGUGUCGGGCUCAACACACCGGGGCUUACAGUGAGAGGGAUUGAUCAAAUGUUUAUCAUGUUUCAGAGAAACAGAGUAUUUCAGCACUGAGGGGGUUUAACGUUUAGGUCGCAGUACAUCGGCCCUCAAGUUUAAUUCUAACGCUGCAUUCAUUAUUUUUGCAGCAGAACAUCACAACAAGCUGGAUAAAUGGCAGUCAUGUAAAGUUGUUUAACACUUAACACGCCUAUUUACACAUCCCUCAUACAUGUAUCAAGACCUCAUUAAGUUGGUGUGUUCCUGCCCACCUGGUGUAUGUCCACUUCAAUAUUCAGUAUCUGGGGUUUUCGCUACCAAAUAAAUAUAUCACCAUGUUCAGCA
Messenger RNA from Pseudoliparis swirei, 5348 nucleotides. It is a transcript of the gene tbc1d32, whose product is annotated as TBC1 domain family, member 32. Gene Ontology annotation, biological process: non-motile cilium assembly. Bases 83 to 3970 code for a protein of 1295 amino acids. The record is from RefSeq and is a predicted model, not a curated record. The transcript is spliced from 34 exons. NCBI's taxonomy places the organism in Eukaryota, Metazoa, Chordata, Actinopteri, Perciformes, Liparidae.